Messenger RNA from Clunio marinus, 1299 nucleotides. The record is from the annotation of a GenBank genome assembly. Lineage: Eukaryota; Metazoa; Arthropoda; Insecta; Diptera; Chironomidae.
AAAUUAUUUUAUUUUCGACAUCAUUCCAAAAAGUGUUUCUAUUUCAACUUUCUUCAUUUUACUUUAAAGUAAUCAGUGCCUUUUAGAGAAAAGUUAAAAGUUUUAUUAAAGUAAUUAAAUCAAUCAUCAUGGGUGUCGGUGGUCGAAUGGAUUUCUGCAGCCAACUCGUUAAAUAUGGAAUGUUUGUGAGCAAUGUGAUAAUUUUCUUCUGCGGCGUUGGUGUCUUUGUGUUGAGUAUGAUUACGCUCAUUGAUCGUAACUUCUUAAGUGAACUCUACGGCACGAAUUUAUUCACUGGAGCUCUCUAUGUUCUUGCCAUCUCAUCAGCAGUUGUCUGCCUUUUGGCCUUGUUCGGAUGCUUCGGAGCUGUUCGCGAAGUUAAAUUUAUGCUGCUUACGUAUUUCAUUCUGGUAUUUUUGGUGUUUGUGACAACGCUCAUCGGUGGCAUAAUUUGUCAUGUCUUUCGAGAAAAAGUUGAGUUGACGAUGAGACAAAGUAUGACGGAAUCAAUUAGACUUUAUCAGUCACGUCGACAAGUCACAAAUGCUUGGGAUUUGACACAAACACGUUUGAGAUGUUGCGGUGUGACAACAUUCCGUGAUUGGUCUGGAAGAAUUCCGCGCACAUGUUGUCAAGAAAUCAGCCCGAAUGUGUACAAACCUUGUGAAGACAAUCCAACAUUAAUUAAUGUGCAUAACGAUGGAUGCCUUGAUAUUGGAACGCGAUUUAUUCGCGAUCGUGCUUUCAUUGUUGGAACAUCUGGAAUUGGUUUAGCUCUCACAAUGCUGCUUGGAAUGAUUUUUUCAUUCAUUUUCUUCAAUAUGAUAGAAUAGAAUUUUAAUUAUUCUUUCUUUUCCUAUCGCACAUCACAUCACAAUGGUGGUUGUCGGAUUGGUAACGAAAGUUCAAAGACAUUUUAUGAAUCUCAAAAGCAACCGUCCUGAGAAUUUAUUAAUAUUUCUUUUUUUACAAAUUUUUAUUAAUUUCAAGUAAAAAAUGAAACUUAUGAUGAUAGAUUGUAAACUAGAAUCUCUUGUUCGUUCAUGGCAUCACUAAAGCUUAAUCUAAUAUUUUUUGUUUGCUUAAAUUAAUAAUUGUAGUGACUUAGAAAUGAUAAACGCGCGGCACCUUUGUCAUCUUUUAAAAGAAAGAGAAAAUUCAAAUAUCUAAAUAAUUAAUUAAGUUACUUGAACCUUAAUCCGUCCAGAAAGAAUUUUUGUGUCAAAGAGUGCAACGCGUUUUAGAUUUUAAUAAGAAAAAUGUUGAGAAUUUUUUUUUUCAAUAAAGAAUCAUUCCACU